UGUUAUUUUAUCUUUAACUUCAUGUUAAUACUUAAUUGUUUUGUUGAUUUCUGAUGACUGAUCAUACACUUUAAAACCCGAGUGGCAACUUGUUUUUUUUAAGUAAGGAACAGAUCAACUGAAAUCUACACUGAAUAACUUGAAUAUGGCUUUAAUGUUUGAUUGCUACAAGUCCAGUUACUGUGAUGAGUGACACCGACGAUACCGACGUACUGCUGCUGAUACCGCCGAACUUCUUCCUCGUCAACAGCUCCGGCUCCGAGGAUUCCUUCCUGGAGUCCUCAAGAACUGUUGUACACAAACCGGUUUCGUGCACCGCACAAGUUCUAGGCAAACUGGUUAACCAAGUGCACUGCUUGGAAUCUCGGUUAGAAACUUUAGAACUCGACACCAGUGAGAUAUCAAGUGUAGGAACACGUAACAAAGUUUGGGAUACGGAUAGUUUCGAUAGUCGUAGCUUAGAUCGCAAGUGUUUCACUUUUCCACGGAGACGACGUCGUAAAAUACGGAGAGACACGAGUAAAGAUGCGUCUUUAACUAGUCUCGACACCGCUCGAGAAGCAGAGAAUUUACGAUUCGACUAUAAGUAUUGUAAAGUCGAUAAAUUAGAUGAUUCACACAGUAUGGACGGAGACAUCAGCAGCAUUGUAUCAACUCCGAGUAAACAGAAUGACAAACUCCUUCUACAUGAAAUAGAUGAGUUCUUAAAUAAAGUGGAAACAUACGAAAGUCCUGACUCAAAAAAUAGGGAACAAAUUCCAAUUACAUCAGAUAAUAUUCUGCAAGCAACAGGUGAUUAUAUCUCCAAUAAAUUAGAAGGCAAGAAUCAAGAUGAAAUACAGUUACCGAGUGGCAGGAUCGUUUCCAGUAGUGUUUUAGAUAAAUAUAUAUAUUUGGUAAAAACAGCAAACCAAUCACCACAGAGUACAUCUUCUGCAAGAAAUGAACAUGAACAUCCGAAAAGGUAUCAUGGCAGAAUGGACAAUCCAAAUUACUGUUCAAAACAGGAAACAAAAUCUCCAAGUAUCAGAAAACUUAAUUUCUCAGACACUAAAGAAGUUCAAACUACUUCAACACCAAAAAAAAAUACACAAACUUCAUAUUCAGAUACAUUUAAACCUUCAGCGAAUAAAAUUCUAGACAGAGCAUCCAAAGUUCUAGAGCAUUAUAAAUCUCAAAGUCGUAAUGUACAAAGUUCUAUGUCAGAUGCAAGUGAACUGACUAUGAAGAGGGAUGAAUUUGAAAAGAAAGAUGAGUAUAAUUUGAAGACAAAUGAAUACAAUAUGAAAAGGGAUGAAUUUAAAAUGCCUCAAAUGAGACCAUUUGGCUUGGACAGAGAGGGUUACAAGUUAGACUCAAUAGACACAGAUUUGUUGAGUUUGAGUGAGUUGUGGGGAGAGAGAGGGGACAGGGCAGAGAAGAUAGAUAGUAUAAAGUUAGAAGAAGAAAGGUUGAAAAGAGAACAUUGUGAAGCACUAAUACAACAAUUACAGAAGAAGAUUUUGGAACAGCAAGAGAAGUUGGCAGUUGCUGUCAAAGUGGACAAGGCGAAGGAUGCAGCUAUCCACAAGUUACGUGAGGCUUGGCUGCGCCUCACUGGCAGCUUGGACAGGGCAGAGGAACGACACAGGACUGCUUUGGACAAAAUGUUGAGAGAAGUUGAUAACUUUAAGAUGGUUGCGGGUGAAGCACAAAAGAAAACAACCCAUUUUGAAACAGAACUUUAUAAAGCUUUGGACUUAGCUCACGACUAUCAAGAUAAAUGCAAAAAAUUAACAUCAGAGAAAAAAGAGUUACAGGAGAACAUGGAGAGUGCUGUGGAAAGCAAAGAAGAAGCACUCAGACUGAAGGAGAAAGAGAUUGAAACUUUAAGAGAAAACUGUGAAACUGUCAUGAGACUGAAUAAACAGUCCACCGAUUGUGUUAAGAACUUAGAAGAUGCUUUGGAAAAGGAAAAAACAGACCAUGAAAUGACAAAAAGCAAGAACAUUGAACUGAUCCGCAAAAUGGAAUCUAUGAGUGACGAGAGGUGUACGGAACAACAAGAGAAAGAUGUUCUGAAGGUCAAGCUGAAUGAGGAGAGGUCUCGCUGCAACUUGUUGGAGAAACAGUUGUGUGAGGCGCAGAAUCAAGUUGCCGAGCUUGUGAAGAAAUGUGACGCGUUAGACGACGAAGCGAAGUCCCUCAGGAAGCACCUGGAGCUGCAGAAGGCGGAACUGAAGAGCCACUACCAGCAGCAGCUGGAGGACGCAGUGCUGGGCAAGCUGCAGGAGUUCCAGCGACAACUGGACCUGGCCGAGAGGGACAUGGAGAUGGCUGCGAGGAACAAGGAGAUUGCAGUCAUCGAGACCUACAAUAAGCAGAUUACUAGGAUUGAGGACCAGCACAAACUUGAGGUGCAAGUUCUAGAAGAGAAGCAGAAGGAAGAAAUCAAGUUGUACAGGUUGCAGCUUGCGCAGGCUAAUGAGAAAAUCAGUUUGCUUGAGAACAAAUUGGAGACGUACCGUCGCCGGCGCGGUCAGAUCGCGUCCCAGCUGCACUCGGUGAUGGAGGCGCAGUGGCGCCAGGCGCUGCUCAUCCUCACCACCGGGCACGCCGGCCUGCCGCCCCGCGCCGCGCCGCCCGCGCUCGACAGCACCGCGCCCGACUCCGUAGUGACCCCGCUGCCCCCGGCGCCGCACAAGGGCGCAGUGUCGCUGCCGCACGACGCGCCGCGCCGCGAGCUGCCGCACGACGCGCUGAGCGACCACGAGCUGCAGCAGUACGUCCAACUGCUCCUCACAAAGCCACCCAACUUCGAGGCGGACUCUCCCCCCGACCCCCGCGAGCACAAGAACUACAGCGAGGAGCCGACCAGCGACCGGCCCGACCGCCUGGACCGACGGGACAAAGUGAAGAGGAGUCUCCACCCGGGGAAACCACCCUGGAAAUCGUAGUACAUAAGAGAAUCAAUACUUUUGAACAUAAGUGGACCAAUGCAUAUUUUUAAUUUAUAUCAUGAGAAAUCUAUGUUUUUUCAUAAUUCCUUUCGCUAGAGACUGAUUUUUUUUAUUCAUUUAUUCUUUACAAUUUAACCCUUGACCACAAUACAAUCUCACCUGAUGGUAAGUGAUGAUGUAGUCUUAGAUGCAAGUGGGUUAACUUGUUAGGAGGAGGAUGGAAAUCCACACCCCUUUCGGUUUCCACACGGCAUCGUACCGGAACGCUAAAUCGCUACUAAACUGAUGCCUUAAAUACACUACUCACUUGGACGGUUCGACGAAGUCGCGAAGUUAGUAGUGUAGUAAAAAGUAGUUAGUUGUGUUCGAAGUGUCGUCUUCGAGUUCUUUGACUUGCGCAGAAAUCGAUUGGGUACUAUGACUUAAAUUUAAUAUAAAAAAUAUUAAUUUCGUAUAGUACUUAUUCAUAUAGGGAUCUUCUAAUAAAAAUACCAAUUUUAAUGAAAACCAAUUAAAGAUCACUUUAGAAGCUUAAGUUUAAAAAUUGCGUAUUUUAGGUUUCCAAACGCCAAAAACGCUUGGCCUAUUCAUGACGUCAUAGUCUUAGUAAACAUGAACACGUCAAACUAAAGGAUGUUCGAUUUCAUCAUCAUGGCAGAUAGCGUUUUCAGACGUUUCAUCAAAGGUAUAAAUUUAAUUUUGAAAGUAUUUAAGUUUCGAAAAAAAUAAAUUUGUUUUACGACUUAAUAUAAAGAUAAUGAACAAUUUAAGACUGUAUAAAAAAGUGUCUACACUAUCAUCAGCUUCGCGAGUAGUGUAUUGGGGGUGUUACUUUGAUCUUUACUUGUUUUUCAAAGGGUUGCGAUCAAACUGGUGACUAGAGACAUGAUUUCUCAUAAUGUGUCAUAGAAUAUUUAAAAAAUUGCAUUUAAUAUUUGGAUGGUGAAGGGUCGGAGACCCUUGGAACCUGCUACCUCCCAAAGUCAUGCUACAAAGUACAUAAAUAUUGUAUGACUUACCUAUAAUAUACCUAUAAUAGGAACAGGAGCUGAUCAACCAUCUGGGAGGCUAUUCUGUGACAAUAUUUUUAUCACUUCGAACUCGCAUCUAUCGCUCUCCGUCUAUAGUAUCAUGUUAAACAGAGAGAGAUAGAGAUUAAUUCGAAACUCGCGCUUGCGAGUUAUACAAUACAUUGUUACAGAAUAAGCCUCCAGGUGUCUGGUUAUCGCAAGCUCUCAUUUUACUUGUUAUUGACAGUGUCUUUAUUUUGUUACGUCAAACUUUCAUUUUCCAUAUAAAUGUUCAAAAACUCUUAGUAAAAUAAUAAUGAAUAUGUAACGGAGUAUCCCGCCACUUUAGAUGUAAGAAGUUUUCUAAUUUUAUAUUUAUUUUUGUAAAGUUAGUGAGAUACGUUUUUGUAAAGCAUUCCAUUAUAAAUGUGUUAAUAAAAUGUUUAUUAUAAUAAAAUUUUAUUUUCUUAAGAAUAA
This is a messenger RNA of Bicyclus anynana (squinting bush brown), 4426 nucleotides long. It is a transcript of the gene Cnb, whose product is annotated as trichohyalin. Gene Ontology annotation, biological process: regulation of cilium assembly; centrosome separation; mitotic cytokinetic process. The coding region runs from base 186 to 2936 and encodes 916 amino acids. The record is from RefSeq and is a predicted model, not a curated record. Gene Ontology annotation, cellular component: centriole; centrosome. The transcript has 9 exons. NCBI's taxonomy places the organism in Eukaryota, Metazoa, Arthropoda, Insecta, Lepidoptera, Nymphalidae.